Molecule: messenger RNA, 173 nt
Organism: Dentiscutata erythropus
Lineage: Eukaryota; Fungi; Glomeromycota; Glomeromycetes; Diversisporales; Gigasporaceae
Source: the annotation of a GenBank genome assembly
CAUAUGAAGGUGACACUUACUCUUGUUUUUAUCGUAUGAAUGGAAUGAUACCAAAAGAAGAUUUUGGCUCUCAUAUAAUAUUCAAAAUUUACUGGCUCAAUGACUAUUUAAUGGAGCUUGUCGAACUUGGUGUAUCAUCUUCAUGGACAUUAUUCAGACAAGAAAUUUAUUAG